Messenger RNA from Seriola dumerili (greater amberjack), 1352 nucleotides. RefSeq names its product cyclin dependent kinase 2 interacting protein (gene cinp). The record is from RefSeq and is a predicted model, not a curated record. Lineage: Eukaryota; Metazoa; Chordata; Actinopteri; Carangiformes; Carangidae. The transcript has 5 exons. Bases 94 to 744 code for a protein of 216 amino acids.
AGGCGCCAACGCACUGCAGAAAUGACACAGAAGAAGAAAUAUCAGGAAGUGUGAGGUCGAUCGUCAACGUGAGCGGAGAAAUUUGUUGAUCAAAUGGAUGGUGUGUCAGGUGAUAUCAUGGUGACCUCAACAAACAGGAAGUGCUCUGCUGUCACAGGAAGUGCCCGAAAGAUCAAAGAUAAUGCGGCUGACUGGCACAACCUGAUGCUGAGGUGGGAAAAACUCAACGAGGAUGGAUUCAAUGUCGCAGCAUACAUCGUUAAUAUGAGACUUUCUCAGAACAGUCAGCUGCAGCUGGUGGACCAGUCUUCAUCACUUUCAUCAGCUUCAGCAGCUCCAGCAGCUCCAGCAGUUGGCGCUGCAGAGCUGCAGGAUGAAUGCUGCAAACUUCAGGACGUUGUUGACAAAAUGGUCACUGUGGUGAAGAAGAUGGAGCAACUGAUGACAUCACAGCGAGGCAUUCAGGAUCUGGAGGAAUUCCAGUUCGGACCCGAAGGAAGAAAGUGUCCUCUGUUUCACACCUGGAACACCAAACAGUUUAAGUUGUUGUCUGGUGUCCUGUGGGAAGCCUUCAGUCAGGAGCUGAAAUUGAAGCAGACAAUCCUGCAGGAACUCGCCCACACUGAGACUUCUGACCUGUGCAUGGUCUACUUGUCUUGCUGGCUGCACCAGCCCUUUAUACCCCCACAGAUCAGACUUACCCUGGAGUCUGUGUUGCUGGAGACGGGGCACCGGCCACUGUAAUGUCAUCUGCCGCCCAGGGUCAUGAGGUCAAUGUCGGGGUCAUCUCUGAGAAUCCAGGUGUUAGCCUGGGUUAAAGGCGGUUUAGGAGUAAUUUACUAGCCUAGUAGUCUGAUUAACAUUUCUGGCUUAUUGAACAGGUGUAGAAAUAGAAACAGGUAAACUCAGGUGAGUUCACCUGCAGCCUGGACUUUAACUCUUUCAUGUCCACCAGACAUGCAAGUUGAGCUUUUCUUUCGCUGUUAUCUUUACUGUACUAAUGUCUAUUUAUUAAGUGCUGACAUUAAAUAAACAAGUAUUUCAUUUGUUACUUAAAAAAGUAAAACUAGUUUUUGUUUUGUUUGACGUCUUUAGAGUUUUAUUUACUGGUGAGAAAAUACAACUGAAGUACAACGUAUCUGGUAAUUCAGAAACUACGAGACACUGAUGUGUCACUCUGAGAAUUUAUUAAAGAUGCAAUGUUCACAACGAUGAACAAAAGCUACUCAGACAGAGAGCGUGAUUUGAGUUUGUCACAUCAGUUUAUUGGAGGAACAUGAAAUAUGUUAAAUGCAUUCAGCACUUGAACGAUCAACAUAACAAAUCAAUAAACUUUGAUUUCCUCAAAACUG